This is a messenger RNA of Bufo bufo (common toad), 852 nucleotides long. It is a transcript of the gene PXMP4, whose product is annotated as peroxisomal membrane protein 4. Bases 52 to 690 code for a protein of 212 amino acids. Gene Ontology annotation, cellular component: peroxisomal membrane. Lineage: Eukaryota; Metazoa; Chordata; Amphibia; Anura; Bufonidae. The record is from RefSeq and is a predicted model, not a curated record. The transcript has 4 exons.
CAUAUAGUCUCUGGACCCGGAAGCGGCGAGUUGCACUUGCUAGCUGUCAGAAUGGCAGGAUCCGUGCUGCCGAGGUCUCUGCUCCGUGCUGUGAAUGAGCUGCUCAAGAAGAAGAGAUACCGAGCGGCUCUGGCCGUCAUCAAGGGUUUCCGCAAUGGAGUCGUAUAUGGCGUUAAAAUCCGGGCCCCUCAUGCGCUGGUGAUGACAUUCCUGUUUAAAACUGGAAGUUUAAAAGAGAAGUUGAAAGCUGUCUUGCAGGCGACAUACCUGCAUUCCCGGAAUCUGGCUUGUUUCGUCUUCACCUAUAAGAGUCUUUUAGCUGCUCAAGAAAAAAUCCAUGGAAGCAAAUGGCAGUUUCACUCCUUCCUGGCAGCUUGUGUAGGGGGGUGGCUGGUGUUCGGAGAGAAUAAUCACAUCAAUAGUCAGAUAAACAUGUACCUGUUAUCCCGAGUUCUCUUUGGUCUGUCAAGACUGGCGGUUGAGAAGGGGUACAUCCCUGAACCUAAACGUGACGUGUUUCCCGUCUUUGGUGCCUUAGUGUGGGGUGUUGUGCUCUGGCUGUUUGAAUACCACAGGCACACUCUCCAGCCAUCUUUGCAGUCCUCCAUGUCUUAUCUGUACGACGACAGCAACAUCUGGCAUGACAUCUCUGACUUCCUGAUAUACAACAAACCCAAACCUGCAAAAUAAGGUGUCGCCGGAAGCCCUCAGAAUGCAAACCUCACGGACUGGACCUGUGAAUAGCAAGGAUUGUAGCAGUAGACAUCGUUUUCUUGAUUGACACUGAUUUACCAACUUCUGGCAGCAUGGUAUGGCAUUGGUCAUAUGUGUAAUAAAAUUCCUAUAAUCUGU